This is a messenger RNA of Microthlaspi erraticum, 678 nucleotides long. Lineage: Eukaryota; Viridiplantae; Streptophyta; Magnoliopsida; Brassicales; Brassicaceae. The record is from the annotation of a GenBank genome assembly.
AUGGCGGUGACCGUUGCACUCACUCUCUCUCUCACUCAGCAAAGGAAGAAAAUGGCGGGAGUGACUUGCCAGAUAUCGAUCAGCUCAUCGGCGACUGUAAGGAGGGUUGGUCAUCAUCGGCCGCGAUGCUUCUCUGGUUCGCCGGAGAAGAAAACGCCGGCUGUUUUGAAAUGGGCGGUUGGCGGAGUCACUGAAUUGCUUCGGCUGUUCUCCGUAUCUUCUUCUUCCUCCAUCUCUACAAAUAAGGAUAGAUCAAAUUCUGUGGUUACAGCUCGAGAUGUUGAUGAUGUGAUGGGGAUUUUGAGAUCAGAUUAUGGAAAUGCUUAUUUCGUCACAGGAAUCUUCACUUCUGAAAUUUACUCGGAUGAUUGUAUCUUUGCGGACCCGACAAUCAGCUUUCAGGGUACAAAGUUGUAUGAACGCAACUUACGAUUACUGGUUCCAUUCCUGGAAGAUGCAUCCAUUGAACUGCAAAAUAUGGACAAGAGUGAGUCAUCCCAAAGAGACUAUAUAACGGCGACGUGGAAGCUAAGGACUUAUCUGAAAUUCCCAUGGAGACCGUUGAUAUCAAUCGACGGAAGUACGGUCUAUGAACUCGAUAGAGACUUCAAAAUUGUGAGGCAUGUGGAGAGCUGGAGUGUCUCUGCGGUCGAAGCAAUCAGGCAGAUAUUCAUCUAA